AUGGUUCGUGACACCAAGUACUAUGACAGCCUGGAAGUGAGCCCCAAUGCAACAGAAGGGGAAUUGAAAAAAGCAUACAGGAAGCUCGCAUUAAAAUAUCAUCCAGAUAAGAAUCCAGAAGCCGGCGACAAGUUUAAAGAAAUCUCGCAUGCCUAUGAGAUAUUGUCUGAUCCCGAGAAACGGCACUUGUACGAUCAAUAUGGCGAGGAAGGAUUAAGCGGCAUGGGUGGUGGUAUGGAUGCUGAGGAUCUCUUCUCGCAACUCUUUGGUGGUGCUUUCGCAAGACCAAAAGGACCUAGACGAGGACGUGACAUGGUGCAUCAUCUCAAGGUGCAGCUCAAAGACUUGUAUAAUGGAAAGACAACCAAGUUGGCAGUGCAGAAACACAUUUUAUGUCCCAAAUGCGAGGGCACCGGUGGCAAGGAUGUGAAAAAAUGCGAACCAUGCAAGGGCCAAGGUUUCACAAUGUCGCUACGACAAAUGGGUCCUAUGGUGCAACAAGUACAACAACCAUGUGCAGCUUGUCAAGGACAGGGCGAAACCAUUGGUGAAAAGUGUACCCAAUGCAAUGGCAAAAAGGUGGUGAAUGACAAAAAGAUCAUCGAAGUGCAUAUCGACAAGGGUAUGAAGGAUGGCCAAAGGAUCACGUUUGCCGGUGAAAGUGACCAAGGACCUGGUAUCGAACAACCUGGCGAUAUUAUUAUUGUAUUGGCACAACAGCCUGAUCCCAAUUUUGUACGCAAAGGCGAUGAUCUUGUACACGAGGCCACUAUCGACUUGCUCACUGCACUGGCAGGUGGCCAGUUUGCGAUACCCCAUCUCGACGAUCGUGUGCUAUUAGUCCCCAUUGCUCCAGGUGAAUGCAUUCGCCCAGAUAUGGUUAAAACUAUCCCCCAUCAGGGUAUGCCUACUUAUCGACACCACGACUUUGGCAACCUUUAUGUCAAAUUCAAGAUUGAAUUCCCACCUGCCAAUUGGACCGAUAACGACACCAUCAAGAAAUUGGAAGGCAUCCUACCUCCACGACCUUCUCUACCCACCUUUGGUGAUAAGCACCUUGAGGAGGUAUCCAUGCAAGAAGCGGAUCCUAAACAGGCUGCCAAGGCAUCUUUUGCCCACCCCAUGGAUAUCGAUGAAGAGGAUGAAGAGGGUCAAGGAGGACCAGGUGUGCAAUGUGCCCAACAAUAA
Molecule: messenger RNA, 1188 nt
Organism: Lichtheimia ornata
Lineage: Eukaryota; Fungi; Mucoromycota; Mucoromycetes; Mucorales; Lichtheimiaceae
Product: chaperone DnaJ
Exons: 2
Coding region: 1-1188 (395 amino acids)
Biological process (GO): protein refolding; response to heat
Cellular component (GO): nucleus; cytoplasm; cytosol
Molecular function (GO): Hsp70 protein binding; ATP binding
Source: RefSeq, a predicted model, not a curated record